UGACAUCAGCCCUGGGCCAGGGGCACUGUGGGUGCUGUGGGCACAACGCUGGAGGUGACCCCUCGCUCCUGGCACUGCCCCGUGCGCUGCCACCGAUGGCUUGGCUGUGGCUCCUGGUCCUGCUGGCCCUGGCCGGGCCCGUGGGUGGCACCUGGGACACCUGCGGAGGGACCUGCGGGCUCCGGCCCAUGGCUGCCGACCACAACUCCCUGCUGCCCGACUACGGCCCCGCGGCCUUGGCCGACGGCACCUCUCGCCUCACGGGGGGCACCGGGGUCCAGCCGGGGGCCUGGCCUGGCAUCGCCAGCAUCCAGGCCACCUGGAAGAACGGCACGUGGCACAUGUGCUCGGGUGUCCUCCUCAGCUCCCAGUGGGUCCUCACGGUCGCCCACUGCUUCUUUGGGGCCGGAGACUUCUACCGGUGGGAUGUGGUGAUCGGGGCCAUGGAUCUGACUCAGCCGGGCCCCGAGGCCGAGGUGAGGCACAUCCAGAGGCUCCUGCUGCACCAGCACUAUGUGGCUGCCACGGCAAGGAAUGACAUUGCCCUGCUGGAGCUGGACCAGCCCGUGCAGUGCAGUGACUACAUCCAGCUGGGCUGUGUGCCCGAUGCCUCACUGAGGGUCUCGGAGCUCAAAUCCUGCUACAUCGCCGGAU
This is a messenger RNA of Empidonax traillii (willow flycatcher), 654 nucleotides long. RefSeq names its product acrosin-like. The annotation marks the transcript as partial. The transcript is spliced from 3 exons. Lineage: Eukaryota; Metazoa; Chordata; Aves; Passeriformes; Tyrannidae. Gene Ontology annotation, biological process: proteolysis; acrosome reaction. Gene Ontology annotation, molecular function: serine-type endopeptidase activity. The record is from RefSeq and is a predicted model, not a curated record.